Messenger RNA from Ctenocephalides felis (cat flea), 5250 nucleotides. RefSeq lists its product as uncharacterized. The record is from RefSeq and is a predicted model, not a curated record. The transcript is spliced from 7 exons. Lineage: Eukaryota; Metazoa; Arthropoda; Insecta; Siphonaptera; Pulicidae. Bases 172 to 5250 code for a protein of 1692 amino acids.
UGAACGGUAUGUAAACAAAUAAAUCUGUUAAAAGUUACAAUAGAGUUUUACACAAAAUUCACACAAAUGUUGACGAAGAAUGAAAGAUUUUUUUAAUGUGCUUGUUUAUGCAAAAAUGCAAUAAUAUAACGCGAUAUGGAAACUAAGCGAUAAUUCAAACUUUUGUAUAAUAUGGACGAAUUGAAAAAGGCUGAACUGCAAAAAAGACGCAAACAAAGGAUAUUACAGGUACGGGAACAGUCAAAAGUUAUUGCUUCAGAAUUGCGUGACAAAGUCAAUUCUGAAAAGAAACGAAAAGCAGAAGAAUUUGCCAAAAUAAAAUGCAAGGAGUUGAGAGAAUGGCAGGAACAACAAUUAAGAGAUAUGAAAAACCAGUGCUCUAAAAAUUAUUGUGAUCUUGGUAAUGCUCAUAAAGCAGCUGAAGCUGAAGUUGAUCCACGAGAAGUUUUGAAGGAUAAUAAAACAAAACGAGAUAAUAUUGCUCAAGCAAGAGGAAAGGAAGCUAUGAAAAAUUUGAAAGAAGAAAUAAUACAAAAACAUUGCAAACAGAAAACAAAACAGAAAACUUUCAGAUCUGUUCCUACCUCAAAUGUACCCAAAAUAAAAAUCACACAUAUUAUUAAAAAAGUUAAGAAAUCUGCAAUAAAAGAUGACUGUGUUUGUUAUGAUGAUCCAGAAGUUGAAUUGGGCACAAUAAAUCUUGAUAAAAAUGCUUCUGAUCCUGUUGAAAACUCAUUGUUGAAAACAGAUGAUGAUCACAAUGGACAUUAUACAAAUUCCAUAUCUAACAAAAAUGGAGAAAAAGUUUCACAUACUCCUUACUUAUCUGAAUUGAGACACAAUGGUUGGUUUUGUCAAUGUUGCAAAAUGCAACGAGAUGUUGGUAUUCAAUGUUUAUGUCCUAAAACAUCAUAUGAGGAUGAUGAUAAAGAAACAUCAUCAGAUGCAAUCUCUCUUGAUAAAGACGGUUCUGAAGCAAAUAAUUAUUUCACACAAGUCAGUGAUAGAAUAAAAUCUAGAAAAAUCAUUGAUGUUCCAAGCUUAAAAGUAAAAUCAUCUGUAUAUAAUCCUCAGAACUUUUCAGAUAAUGUUUUACACAGAAACGACUCUGAUCUUUCAGAUGAUUUUUGUGAUAAAAUUAGACAACCAAAUCCAAGACGACAAAAUAUAAUUAGCAGUCCAAAUAAAGGAUGCAGAGAAAAAAGUCCUAUUGCAAAAAAAAUAAAUAUAAGCCAUGGAGAUUCAAGUCCAAUUAGAAAUCAACAUGAUAUAAAUCCUCAAGUUAGAAAACAUACAGAUAUUGGUUCACCUAAAAAGCAAAGGGGCGUAAAUCCAGAAUCUGAAGAAUAUAGAGCUAUAAGUCCUUUAACUGCAAUAUCAGCAAAAAUUCAUGAUGGCAUAAUAUGUGCUAAAAAUUGCUUGGAAGACAUUGAACCACAGGUUUUGGAAUUGCAGAAAAAUGUACAAAGCCUAGAAAAAUCUUUUUCAGAAAAGCCUGUGAUACCAAUUUCUCCAAUAAAAUCUGUUAAACACACCAAUUCCAGAAUCAGUUCAACCACAGCAGAUUUGCCAAAAGUGAAAUUAUAUGAUUGCAGCACAAAAUAUGAAGCAACAUAUAGGCCAUCUUCAAAUCCGGUAGAGAAAGUUGAUUCACACUUUUCAAAUGCUCAUGAUGUUGCACAAAAGGAGAGUGAAAACUUUGAUAAGGAAAUCUCACAAAAGGCUCAGAAAAGAAGAGAUGCUAUGGCCAAAUCAAAAAUAAGAAGUCGUGAAGCUCUCAAUCAAGCAAGAAAUACGAAAAAUUUAGAAAAUAUUAACAAAUGUUUUGAAUCAUUGGCAUUACUUGAAAGGGAAACUGAUACUUGCCAGAAUCCAAGUUUAUAUAAUCCUUUAUCAUAUAAAGAUAUGAAUAAUCAAAGGCAAGAAAGGAUUGAUGAGGCUUUUAGUAAUAUGUUAGACAAAAGUAAAAAGGCUUCAAAAAAUGUGAUUACUUUAGAUAGAGUUCGAUCAAAUAAAUCCGUCGGAAGAAAAACCCCUGGAAACAAUUUUACUAAGUCUUCCUCUUAUUCGAAAGCUGGUAUAGAGAAAAAACAAUCUAGUCUCAAUGUUGCAAAUUUAGAUAGAGAUAGUAUUUGCAAUAAAAAGAUUAUUGAUAUUUGUUGUGGAGAUGAUAAAAGCUCUACAACAAGUAGUAGUAUCAUAUUAGGAAAUCUAGAUCACAAAAAUAUAGAAAACCAAGACUUAAAGGAAUUAUUAGAGCGAGUAAAACGUCAGAAACAAAUGCUUUUAGAAGAGGUCCCAAAAGAAAAUUUACCACAGGACAGUAAACUUAAUGAUGUUCUAAUCGCAAUGGAAAAAAGUUUAUCAGAUCCCUUGGAAGAAUCGCAUAAAAAGACCGAAAUUUCAAGUAAAAUUGAUGAUGCUCAGAAAAUCAAAAAACAAAAGAAAAAGCUUGCAAAAAAAGAGGAAGAAUUAAAACUUAAAGAAUUACAAUUAGAUCUGUUGAUGCAAAAGUAUAAACUAAAUGAGUUAGAACAAAAAACAGAAUCUGGCAAACAUGAACACAAAGUUUCACAACCAGAAAAUAUUCCAAUAGAAAGUUCUUCUGUGAUCCCAAUUGCAGAUACAAAACAUGAAAUUCAAGGCGAGGUGAUCGACAAACAGUCUUCAGAUGGAUUGGAAAUUGUAAUCCACGUGAAAGAUAAAUCCAAUAAGAAAAUCGCGCCGGUUACAAAAAAAUUUUCAGUUCAAACAAGAGGGCCAAGUGUUAUUCAGAAACACAAAAAAUCCAAAACAAGAGUAAAUAAAAGUAAGAUAUAUUCACCUAUGAAGAAUUCCUCCUAUUCCUGUUCUAGUAGUUCUACUAGUUAUUUGAGCCCUCCUGCUGAAUUAACUAAUGUUUCAAAUUUUCAAAAUAUUUCUCAAGCUUUUGUGAAUGACUAUACUAGCGAACAAUUUCAGAGACAAACUAACAAAGAAAAUUUCAUUUCUGCUAAAUCACCAACAAAAUCAAUUACUUCAUCUAGAUUUGAUAGAACAGCUAGGAAAAAAGAAAAACCUAAGAUAAAUCCAUUAUUGGCAAGUUACAUAAACAGGUUACUAUUGAUGGAUAGGAAUAGCAUAGAUGCGCUGACUGUCAGCUCUUGUUCAGAUGUCCCAACGCCAAGUGAUUCCAUAAUUAAUAUUCCAUCCAAUACAGUUGAUGAUAAGUUUAAAAUAAACUCAUUUGAAAAAUCUGAUAUUGAUACAACUCCAGUGAUUAAUAUUGAGAGUACUCCAAGUAAUUUUAACACAAAACGAAAACAUGUUGAGUUGCGCAAAAGUGUGCAGGCAGUGGAAGAAACGCCGAAACAUCUAAUAACUUUGCACAAUAAAGGAAUUCAAGUAUCCACAACACAUAACAGUUCUUGUGAAGAAUCUCCUUCACCAAGCUUUUUUAAAUCAAACGAACAAAGUCCUGAAAGCUUAGAUAAAAAUGAAGGCAUGCAAGAUUUUACUGAAAAUUGUAAUAAACGAAUAACUGAUUUAACAAAUCUUAUUAAUAAAGUUAGACUAGAAAAAAUGAAGUUGCUGGAGUGCAGUAUAUCUUCUAGUGGCAGUUGUGGACAAAAUUCAACUGAGUAUCUAGAGUUACCCAGCCAAAUUCAACCUGCUGAAAUUGUAGAUCGAGGUAAUCGUGAUGACAUAAACAGAACUGCAGAGGGUUUGAAACAUAUCUCUCAAGAAACACCACCGCAGAUGGAAAUAACUGAUGAAUUAGUGACAGUGGAAACAAUUGAUUUUACUCCCAUGUUACAAGAUAUUCCAAAACCAUCUGCAAUGCAAAAUGUUAUUGCUCAUCAACCAUUUGGAAAUAAUAAUAAGAAUAUUGAACAUGACUUGACUGAUUUACGUCAAAAUAUGGUUGGUAUUAAUAGCCAGUUAGUCAAUUUAGAGAAUUAUAUGGAAAAAAUUCAUGAAUAUAUUGGAGAUGUUGUCAAACAUAAGCCAAAACCUCCAGUAUCAUUGUUAAGGCAGAUGAAGAACAAUGUAAAUAUAGAUACAGCACAAGCUCAUGAAUUAUCUGCUAUAAUGGAAGUUGAUACUAAAGUUUCCGAAACCGCUGUUGAAAUAGAGGCUGUACAAGACUCAGUCCAAGAUGUUGACAUUGAACAAAAUUCUAAUUCUUUAAAAAUGACUUUUCAAGGAAAAUCUCAAACACAAGAUAGUGGUGAUUCUGUAACCUUUGGAAGCCAAAUAAAAAAUUUAUUUGACAACACAGAUAUUAAUAUCACUUUAAAAAGUCCAAGUAAAUUUCAAAACACAUCUGCAGAUAUUAACUUAGAAGUUAAGCCAUUUCCAACCUUUGAAGAAUAUUAUAAAAAAUUAAACUCUAAAAAGGAUGUAUUGGUAAACGAUGCUGAAAUAUCUAGUGAAAAAAAUGAAGAAACAUUGCCGGAUGUUAUGUCAGAAUUACUUAGGAGAAACAUUUUACAAAGACCAUUUGAUAAUGAUACACAAAACUCAGAUGUAACAACAACAGAUCUGCAAGAAGCUUCACAAUCACAAAUAAUUAGAACACCAGAAAAUUCUAAUGGCAGUGUAAGUUUAUUAAGUAAUAGUUCAAUGGAAAAUUCUACAAGUUCAUCAACAUCCCAAGAGUUUGAAAAAGCGUUACAUAAGCUUGGUAUGAACUGGGCUCUUAACACUUUAAAGAAAACACAAAAGUCGAUAGCUCAUAGUUCAAGUAGUUCCAUUGAAUAUCCAUCUUCAAAAACAAAUUAUUUGACAAAUAAAAUAAUAGCAUUGAAAAAUCUUAACGAACAAACUUUAAAAGAAUUAGAAAAAUCACAUAAGCCAUUAGCUUCUAACAUCACUGUUGAAUCAAGUGUAACUGAAAGUGAUGGAAAAAUUAAAAAAGUUGCACAGAAUACAGAAUGUUAUUAUAAUUAUGAUGGAAAAUCACAAAAAGAAGACAUCAAAGCUUUGGUUAAAAAAGCUCAAAAUCUAUCUCUUGAUAAAGAAUCACUUUUCAGAAGGCUUUUAAGUACCAGUAGAGAUUUAAGUAAUAAUACAGAUAAUUUAACACGAAAUCCAUCUUCUCAAACUAAUCAAAGGACAUCUACACCUGUUUUUAACGAAAAAAAACUAUCCAAUAGCUCUAAAGCAAAUUCGUUAAAUGAGACAUUAUUCAGUGGAAGUAACAUAUCUUCUGUAAAAAGCAAUUCUUCGGACAAUACACAUGACUUCAAUCCAAAAAGAGGUUUUUAA